Ixodes scapularis (black-legged tick) is the source of this 4930-nucleotide messenger RNA. It is a transcript of the gene woc, whose product is annotated as zinc finger MYM-type protein 4. The coding region runs from base 378 to 4100 and encodes 1240 amino acids. The transcript is spliced from 19 exons. The record is from RefSeq and is a predicted model, not a curated record. NCBI's taxonomy places the organism in Eukaryota, Metazoa, Arthropoda, Arachnida, Ixodida, Ixodidae.
AGCAAAGCAAGCAAAGCACUUCAUCACCGGAUGUGACGUAACAAGCACAUCCGGCACAACAUUAGCGGUUUGCGAACAUUUCUGUUUGGUGUACGCACGCCGUCUUGUAAAUGUCAGUUUUUUCGCGUAAAUGCAAAGUUUGUGAAGAUAAACUGACGCCCGCGUAGCGUUCACGAACUCGUAACAGCUCUACGACGUUGUUCGGUGUCACUUUGAUAGCUUUGCAUGAUUUGUGAAGAUGUGAACUUGACAGUGUAAAAAAUGUCUAUUAGCGGUGAAAAGGCUUAGGUGGUGACUUUUAAGUUUCGAGCUUCAUCAACGAAUGACUCUCGUUCCGUGACCUUCGCUACCCUGUCCUGCAUCGGGUAAAGAAAAAGAUGGACACAGAGGCGCCUGCAAUGGCCACCUCCAAUGGCGAGUCGGCGGCCGGCGUGUGCGCCAAGGAGGGCGCCGACAAGCUCAAGUCGGGAGGCCAGGAGGAGGAAGACGUCGACAUGGCGGAAUGCGGAGAAGGCGGAGUCACCAACGGCUGCCCCGAGAACGCUUCCCCGGACGCCGCGGAACGCAUGGAAGGCGCAGGGUCUAAAGCGGUGAACGGAUCGAGUGACCACAGUGCUAACGAAGACAGCAGGCAGUCGGAAAAGAAUGCGUCCGACAUCGAGAUGAACAGUGGUGCAGGAGAGGACUCUUCCAAAGGGGACAAUGAACGUAAGGAGGAUGCCUUGGACAGUCAGCUGGAUUCCUCGCAGGCGGAUGGGGACGCAGUAAAGACUGAGUCGACGGAGGCGAGCGAGGAACUUCCGCUGCCCGACGACAAGCCCGUGGAAAAGGCGAAGGAGGCCAACUCUGGGGAGUCUACACCAUCGUCGACACCCCUGCGCAAGAAGAAAUCCAAGAAGGUGUCCAAGCUAUCCAUCAUGCAUGCCAUUGCGAGUCGGCUCUCGGGGCAGGCCAAGGUGGAGCCCAAGUCCGAAACGGAAUCUAAUCCUAAUGAGAGCACCCCGGAUGCAUCAGACGACAGGUUAUCACAAGAUGCAAAAGAAGCUGAAGAUGCUCCACCAGAGAGCCCAGCCAAGGGGGAAUCAUCUUCAUCGAAGAAAGCAGGCCAUACCUGUGCAGUCUGCUCUGCCGUGAAAGGACUCCGCUACCAAGUGCUGUACCAGGGCAAGACACAGUUCCUGUGUUCGGAUGUGUGCUUCAAGACCUUCAGGAACAAGCAAAAGCUGGCCCCCAAAAAGCCGCCGGAGAAGGACCACUGCACCGUCUGCCAGCAGGAGCUCCAGGAAGGCAUCGGGUUCUACCCACCCCUGGGCGGAGGCAAGCCUUUGUGUUCGCGCGAGUGCCUGGACAACUACCAUGAGGUGCACGGCCCGAAGCGAGCGUGCGCCCAGUGCCAGGUGGUGGUGGACGGCAAGGAGGGCCCCUUCCUGGUCUGGGAGACGAUGGAGUUCUGCGGAGAGGACUGCCUGCGGCGCUACCAGAGCGUGCUGGGCUCUCACUGUGCCCACUGCGUAGUGGCCGUCAACCAGCUGUCGCUGGGCAAGUACUGCGUGCGCUUCGGGGCAGACAUCCGCCAGUUCUGCUCCGGCAAGUGCCUCGAGGAGUUCAAGAGGGGCCUCAAGGUGUGCUGCCUGUGCCAGAAGGACCUGUCAAAGCAGGAGGAGGGGUUCUUGGCCCCUGUGGGUGACAAGGGCCUCUUCAAGGACUUCUGCAGCCAGCAGUGCAUGGAGCGCUACGAGCGCAUGAACGCCUUCAACGCCGCCAACCUCACUACCCACAAGUGUGUGUCGUGCAGCAAGGAAGCCACCACCAAGUACCAGGUGGAGUACAACGGCGAAUCCCAUCGGCUCUGCAGCGAAAUCUGUGUGUCCAGCUUUCGUUAUGCCAACAAGAUCAAGUCGUCUGUCUGUGAGAACUGCCACAAGCUGUUUGAAGGCAAAGACAACCAGGACUUUGUCCUGUACCACAAUAGUUCCUGCCAGCAGUUCUGCAGCAAGGGCUGCAUCAACCUGUUUGUGCUUGCCCACCGGAAGAUUGUCCCUUGCUCCUGGUGCAAAGUGAAGAAGUACAACUUCGACAUGGUGGAGCGGGUGGAGCCCGCCAACUCGCCAAGCCUGUCGCAGCUCUUCUGCUCCCUGAACUGCCUUAGCCUGUUCCGGGUGAACCAGAGCGCCUCAUCGUCGAGGGCCAUCCGCUGCGACAACUGCAGCAAGAUGCAGCCAGCCCAGUACCACCUGACCAUGAGUGACACCUCUAUCCGCAACUUCUGCAGCUACAAGUGCGUCCUCGCAUUCCAGAACCAGUUCACCAACCUGCCCACCCUCACCACCACCUCGCCCACCGUCAACACCUCCACCAUUGGUAAAAGUCCGGCUGCAGAGACCCCAGCCGGAACCCCAGUCAUCUCCAACAUCAGGUCAUUGGCACACGUUGCCGGAACAAAGAUGCCCGUCAUCCCAACCUCUAUGCAGCAGGCAUCGUCUGCGACGAUCGUGACUGCUAGCCCCCUCACAAAGAUGCUCACCACAUCGCCCAUUGCCAACACCAUCGCGGGUGCAGUGGCAGCAGCCACACGAACCCAGCUCACGACAUUGUCCGUCCCCAGCGCCGCUCUGGCGGCAUCCGCGACAGGCGCGAAGGAUGCCUCCGGGAACCGCGUGGAGAGGGAGGUGAUCAUUCAGCUGCCCUUCCCCAAGCUGCUGAGGAACAAGUCCAUGCAGUGUCGCCCCGUCAUGAUGACCAAGGGCAUCUCAUGUCGACCCCUGGCCUGCCACAAGGAGAUGCAGACAGAUGGCGACUACGCCGUGACAGAGGGCACGAGGGGCAUCAUACCCAUCCCGGUGCCCAUCUACGUCCCUGCCCCGCUGCACAUGUACUCCCACGUGGUGCCCUCUCCGCUGCCCAUUCCUAUACCCGUGCCCGUGCCCAUCUUCAUCCCCACCACCAAGGACACGACCGAGCAGAUACUGGAAGCACUCAAGCAGAUCAAGGAGCAAGUACAAAAUGACAACAAGUUUGACGAUGCACUGCUCAGCGUCGCAGAACUGUUGACUGGGACAUCACGAUCAAAGCGCAAGUCAUCUGAUGAAGGAGAAUCGUCGGAUCGAAACUGCGAAAAGAGGGCACUUUCAGAAGAAGCCGAGGAGCCCGAGCGACCCCGAAAAAAAAAGUGCACUUCAGACGAUGAGAGUGAGCCGGAGAGUCCCAAGGCAGAAGUCUCUAGAGAAAACUUUGACACACUCGAGCAAACCUUUGGGGUGAACUCAUGGUCCUGCUGGGUGCGUCAGAAGAACACGGAGCUGGAGCGGGGCUCCCAGUCGGGCUCGAGGAAGCUGAAGCUGUUCAAGACGGACCUGCUCAGCCUGACCCCCGAGGAGCUCAACUACUCUCUCUGCCUAUUCAUCAAGGAGGUGCGCAGGCAGGACGGAGAGCCCUACACCCCAUGCAGCGUCUACCUCCAGUGCCUCGGAAUCCAGCAGUUCUUGUUUGAAAAUGGACGGCACGACAACAUCUUCAGCGAUCCCCAGUAUGAGAUGUUCUCUGGCUGCCUGAAUGACGUCUUGCAGAAGGCGCAUGAUUCCAGUGCAGAUUCAAAUGAGCGCAUCAGCGAAGCGGUCCUGUGGGAUGCGAAGCAGCUCGGUGCCCACUCGCCCCUCGUGCUGCUGAACACGCUCAUGUACUUCAACAUCAGGGACUUCCACCUGCACACUGUGGAAGACCACCUGAAGCUCUCCUUUACCAAUGUGACGAAGCAGUGGCAGAAGGGCCCCAAGGCACAGUCCACCAGGAUCCUUAGGUGGACACCCGAUCCCGAAGGCGAGGAACAAGGCCGCAAGUUUAUGGACCAGCAGGAGAAUGUAGAGGACCCGCUCAGGUGUCCUGUCAAACUCUACGAGUUCUAUGUUUCGAAAUGCCCAGACUUGACCAAGUGUCGGCCGGACGUGUACUACAUGACCCCCGAUCGGCAGUGCCUCCCCGACAGCCCGACGUGGUACUCGUCGCUGCCCGUGGGCAAAGACACCAUGGCCAAGAUGCUGACGCGGUUCAGCAUGGUCAGGGAACUGCCAGACCUGGCCCGCACGCUCUUCCCGCACAGCUGAUGCGCCGUUUUUACAUUAUCAUUCCGCAAUCCCCAGUCUGGUCAUUUUCCAGCCGGGUUUGUACUCUCCCCCUCUGUCACUCGUGUCGCGCACCGCAGUCGCAUUGCCCGUACGGGAAUAAACUCUCGUAGAGAAGGGACUCCAACAGCAUGUGGUACAUUCAUUUAGUGCAUUUCUUUCCCUCGUGCAUGUGUUAGAAGAAUUUUGAUGGGCCCGCGUGAGAGACGAUGGUUCUGCUCUCGUUGAGUUGUUGGCUAUGUCUGCAAAGCGAUUGUUGGAACACCUGUAAAGAUGUGUUGCCCCCUGAGGAUCUAUAACAUCUAAUAUCACUUUUUUUUUUUUCUGGAUAUUGCAUUAAAAUUGUGUCUAUCUGCCAAUCAUGUUGUAUGGUUAAAUGUUUUGUUGAGCCGAUAGAAGUUUUUGAACCGUAUCGUCUUCCAUCUUUUUUAUAUCUCACUCAACCGACAUUCUACAAGCUAUGUUCAGUUGAAGUAAUUUGAUGGUGUCUUUAAACUUAAAAAAUUCCUCUUCGAAAAGCACAUUUUGAUCGAGGAGAUAUGUCUAGAGUAUUUGGUGGAACCAAAGUGCUGUGCUGGCGGGUAACCAAACUGGAAAGGUUUCUCAUGAGUCACGACAUCUGGUGGUGCUGGAUUGCGUUAUUAUAUUUCGCUGUUUACCUGUUGCUCCUGUAGGAGCUAAACCGACCGUUUUAUAUGGUUACUCCUUCAGUUCCUGAAUAUGUAGCCAGACCGUGUCAUUGUGAAAAUUCUGUUCAUUUUCACUGAAAGAUAGGUGCACAGAAACAAAUAAAAGUUCCACUUCUCAAUGUA